UCAUCAGUGCUAUUCGGCACUAGUGAAAGCCAUUAAUUCUAAAUUCAUUCAUUCAUUCAUAAUUUCUAUUACAUGUCAAAACUUGAUAACAUGUCAACAAAAGCAGUUGUUUUCACAGACUACGUUACUAGUGUUAUGGAUUUCACUCCUUAAAUAAAAUUAGUAGUUGAAAAUGUCACAACCACAGAGAAGAGCAGUACUGAACCUUUACAAAACGCUUUUGCAUUUAGGAAGAGAAUGGCCGCAGGGUUAUGACCUUUUCAAAAAACGUUUACACAAAGUUUUUGUUAGGAAUAGUGAAGAAACUGAUCCAAAUAAGAUUGACUUGAUGAUAAAACACGGCCAAUUCGUCGUUAAAGAAAUUGAAGCUCUUUAUAAGUUAAAAAAGUACAGAGCUAUGAAACGCAGAUACUAUGAUGACAGUUAGUACAUAUUAUGUAAGCAGGUUUUGAUACGGGUAUUUGUAUACUUCUUCUCUUACCGAUAAAGAUGAAAACACGCAAAAAAAGUAAAAGUUCUUUAUGAUAUAGUACCUGUUUCACCAGUUUCUAAUAAAAUUGUCUACCAGAUAAAAAUAAUCAAAACAUUAAAGUUAAUGACAUUUCUUACUAUAUUACCAUAAACUUAUAUUUUAUCAGAUAUUUCUAAUUGAAACUUGUGAAUCCAAAUUGUGCAAUAUAUUAAGUAGUAGAAUUUGAGCAGGCUUUAAGAACCAGUUUAUUUGACUCUUGAUAGAUCUAACAAGGGGCAGCUGCCUACUCAUCGUCACAGAUUUUGCUGAAAUUCAUAUCACACGUAGGCUUAAAACAGUUGUAACAAGAUAAAAAUUAAUAUAUUUCCUAAACGCUUGGCCUUCUGUAGUUCCCACUUCAGGUAAUCUCACUUUUAUAGCCAAGUCAUGAUGAGCAGGCAGACUCCACUUGUAGACUUAUUGUUAUAUAAGUAACUUACGUGUGAUAGAAACUGUCUGCAAUGGGUGAAACAGGCUAUUAAUGUUACUUGUUAUUUUCUUUGCAUUCAGUUUUAUGUAAAAUUUUUAACAAAUCAUAAUAAUAAUAUAUAAGAAUAUAUUGUACUUAUAAAUGACAUUCUUUUUGAAUUGUAAUGAACUAUAUACAUGUAAAUAAAACUAGUGAAGUCUAUGUAUUUUUGUAUUAUAGAUAAUUUUUAUAAUUCACAAUACAUUAUUAUUUUAAACUAGGUUAAAUAAUAACAGUUUACUAAAAGAUGUCUAACUUUAAAUAAAUCAUAACAAUGUUAUAAGAAAUUUGUUUCAUUAAAGUGGCAAGUGAUAUGAUAAUUUUUGUUAAUGAGUUUCAUGAUUUUUUAUUAUGUACAUAUGGUUCUUGAUUUUAUGACUUUAAAAAUAUAAGAAGUAAUAUACUUGGCUAUGCUUAAAGUAAAAAUACUGACUAUAAUUUACACCACCUUUGUCAAAAUAUUUUUAUUACUGCUAAUCUUUAAAAAAUUGUCCACCAAGUAAAAUCAGUAUUGUACUACAAUUUUUUAAAUUUUCAGUAAUAUUGAAGAAAUUAUCCUUAACAUCUCAUUCGAGGUUUUUUUUUUUUAUUAUAAUGAAUAUCCAUAAUAAUUUUGUUGUUCAAUCAAAUUAGGUUUUGUUCUAUGUCCAGUUAGUGUUUUGAGAUGUUAAUGUAUCUUCCUUUAUCAUUUCUACUAAAAUAAUCAUAUCAAUAUAAA
Melitaea cinxia (Glanville fritillary) is the source of this 1698-nucleotide messenger RNA. It is a transcript of the gene osi, whose product is annotated as electron transfer flavoprotein regulatory factor 1. The record is from RefSeq and is a predicted model, not a curated record. Gene Ontology annotation, cellular component: mitochondrion. NCBI's taxonomy places the organism in Eukaryota, Metazoa, Arthropoda, Insecta, Lepidoptera, Nymphalidae. Bases 173 to 427 code for a protein of 84 amino acids. The transcript is spliced from 2 exons. Gene Ontology annotation, biological process: respiratory electron transport chain.